UUCAUCAUAUUAGUAUCUUCACUGUACAUGCUCUUCUUCUUUUGUGGUUUGUGUACAUUCUACACCAAAUAAACGUUUCUUCAAAAUGUUUGAUAAUAAAAGUGACAAACUUAUGCUCGAAAUAGAGGAGAAUGACGAUGAUCCUGGGAUGAAGCAUCCCCGAUGCGAGCAUGGUCCCACGGUUUUGUUCUACCGGGAAUCGCAGCUUCCUGGCCAAGGAUAUUACGCCUGUUCUGCUCAUCGAGACUCGAAACUCUGCAAUUUUCACCUGCCGGCGGAUCAGUGGCCUGGUGCAAGAUCUGGGAAUACAGGUUCUAUUAAGGAAUACCCCGUAUCAACCGGAAAAUCACUAAAUAAAUCCAUUCCUGAUCCCACGUUAACCCUAACUGCACUUGAUCAGGAUAAAGUAAACGCCCAAUAUUUCUUUGACGAAGCAGCUCUUAACUUCCUGACCAAUCAGUGUAAAAAUAUAGGAGCCAGCAAGGUAAUUUGCAUGGGCGCACCACGACUACAUUUCCACCUGCGCGACAAACUGCAAAGUUUUCUGUUAGAUUUGGAUGAGAGAUUUGCAAAGUAUCUAGCACCUGAAGAGUUUUGUCUCUACAACAUGUGCAAUAAUCACUUCUUUUACAACAGAAAGCCAUUCGAAAAGUUCCUGGAAGGUACCAGUUUGGAUCAACUGCUAAUAGUAACAGAUCCUCCAUUUGGCUGUCGAACUGAGCUGAUUUCCAACACCCUGCGCAGCCUGAGAAAACUUCACAAUAAAAUCAACAAGUUGCCGUCCACUCCACUUUCUAUAUUUUGGAUAUAUCCCUAUUAUUCAGCUAAUCAUAUCAGGCAGGAAAUGCCGGAGAUGGAAAUGUGCGACUACAGAAUAAACUACACCAAUCACCUGAGGUAUACCAAUGUGGGCAAGCAAAGCCGCUUUUGCGGCUCCCCCGUGCGGUUGUUCACUAAUGUGCCACUUAAAUUACUUCAACUACCCGCGGAAGAAGGCUAUAAGAACUGUCAAAAGUGCGAUCAUCACACUGCCAAAGAUAACAUUCACUGCAAUCGCUGUGGAAAAUGUCCAUCUGUGAAUGGUCAAACAUAUAGGCACUGCGAUUUCUGCGAUGUCUGCGUCAAACCCAACUAUGUUCACUGUACAAACUGCAGAAGAUGCACUCAGAGAGAAGGUCACAGCUGCUUAUUCUAUCAAUCCAAACAACACUGCUGGCUGUGUGCUAAAAAGGGGCAUAUCGAAACCAGGUGCCCUAACUUUAAAAAAAAGUUUAAGCUCACCAAAGGCUGUCUCUUGUGCGGAAAACAAAAUCACAGGGAAAGGAGGUGUAAUCACCGCGCAAAGUAUUUCAAGGAAUAUACAUUUAUGGGCGAAACCUCUGUACAAUGUCUUUAAGAUACUCUUUUUGUCAUAUCCCAACCUACGUUAUAGUUUAUGGGCUGCAUAAAAACUAAUAAAAUGGUUAUUUGGUUAUAAUA
Messenger RNA from Drosophila ficusphila, 1479 nucleotides. RefSeq names its product rRNA N6-adenosine-methyltransferase ZCCHC4. NCBI's taxonomy places the organism in Eukaryota, Metazoa, Arthropoda, Insecta, Diptera, Drosophilidae. The record is from RefSeq and is a predicted model, not a curated record. The transcript has 3 exons. Gene Ontology annotation, biological process: rRNA methylation. The coding region runs from base 86 to 1396 and encodes 436 amino acids. Gene Ontology annotation, molecular function: rRNA (adenine-N6-)-methyltransferase activity; nucleic acid binding; zinc ion binding. Gene Ontology annotation, cellular component: nucleolus; cytoplasm.